AAAAAAUCUAAAUCUGAGUGAGAAUGCCCGAGUACCGUGAACUAUGAGGCCCUUAACCCAACACAACCACCCUCUGCUCUAUGUGCACUGCACAUUGUUCUCUAGGGUUUUAAAAGGGUUUAAGGUUUUGUUCUUUCCUCAGUUCGUUCGCUCCUUCUACAAAUGGAGAUCUCUUCAAAACCAUUAGCUCCGCCUGAGAUGACAUAAAAUCCAAUUCCCAAUACUUCUCUUGCGAACCCAGAAACCCUAACCUUAAACAAUGAUCUUAAAGCCCCUUUCUUCCAAAACCCACUUCUUAUCCCCAUCUCCUUCCUCUUCUCCUUUUCCCUACUCAAUCCUUGUCUCUUACUUGUGUACGUCUCCAGCGACUCUUCCUUCCCGCUUCCAUUCCUUACGGCGCCUUCAGGAGGAGGAGUCGAGAAAUGUCAAGAUUUCUGUGUGGUGGGAUUUUGAGAAUUGCAAUUUGCCUGCUGGUGUUAAUGUGUAUAAGGUUGCCCAUCUGAUCACUGCAGCGAUCAGGGCAAAUGGGAUGAAGGGUCCUAUUCAAAUUACAGCAUUUGGGGAUGUGCUACAGCUUUCAAGGGCUAAUCAGGAAGCCCUUUCCUCGACUGGGAUCAGUCUGACUCAUAUUCCUAAUGGGGGAAAGAACAGUGCUGAUAGGUCUCUUCUUGUAGAUCUCAUGUAUUGGGUUUCCCAAAAUCCACCACCUGCCCAUCUUUUUCUAAUUUCUGGUGAUAGGGAUUUUGCUGGUGUGUUACAUCGAUUAAGGAUGAACAAUUACAAUAUAUUGCUUGCAAGCUCAAAUUCUGCUUCUAGUGUUCUCUGCAGUGCAGCAAGUAUCAUGUGGCGUUGGAAUGCUUUGGUCAGAGGGGAAAACCUAAAUGGAAAGAUUUUUAAUCAACCCCCUGAUGGUCCUUAUGGUUCUUGGUAUGGCCAUUAUAAGGUGCCUCUUGAAGACCCCUUCUCAGUUGAUGAGCAAUCAACAUGUUCACAGAGCGAAGAGUUGACUGAAGCUAGUUCUGAGACUAAGGUUCGUCCAAUUCCAAAAGAAGUUAUGAAGCAGGUCCGUGAUAUUUUGAGUUUGUAUCCUAAAGGAAUAUCAAUUACAGAACUGCGUUCUGAGUUGGGAAAAAGGAAUGUGGGCAUUGAUAAAGACUUUUAUGGCUAUAAAAAGUUCUCUCGCUUUCUCUUGUCCAUGCCAAAUAUUUUGAAGCUUCAAUACAUUGGUGAUGGGCAGUUUGUUGCACGUGCGGUUAUUGCAAAGCCUGAACCAUAUGAGCCCAAUCCAUACAAUACAGGUGCUGUAGUUACUGAUGUAGACCAACACCCUGCUAAAACUCUAAAGCCAAAUGGUGAGGAUAAACCUAUUUCUGGAUCUGUGGAUCGGAAAAAUGUAAUGCCUUUAUCCCCUGAACUAAACACGGAAAGGCCUACAAGAAAAGUGCAACAGUCUCCUCCCGCUGAGAAGCCUGUCAAAAUGGAUAUUGAGCAGCCUCCAAAAGAAAUGGAAGAACCUCCUUCAAUUGGUGAAAAUGAUGUGGAAGUGGCUAAAGCACAGGUUGCUGAAGACAAUCCGAUGCCUAUGAAGCAACAAGAUUCUAAAUCUGAAGUGGGCUUUUUAAAGAAAAUAUGGAGAAGAUGGUUUGGCAGUAAUGAUGAUAGUUCUUCUGGGAUAAAAGGUUAUGACAUUUCAAAUAAAUCUCACACUUAUGGAGAUAACUCUGAGAAGAAAAGUGAGAACACUCUUGAUAAAUGUGGUCGUUCAGGUAAUGGGGAUAACUCUGAGAAGAAAAGUGAGAGUACUAUUGAAAUAUGUGGUACUUCAGAUGAUGGCCUUGAAAAGAAGGAAGUUGAGAAAAAUUUUGUGAAAUCGCCAAACCAGGAAAAUGGUCGAUUACCUCCCACAUCACGUUCAUCCAAUAGUGACUUGGGGAAAGAAACCUCUAUGAGUUAUGAACCACAUACUGAAAUUUCUGGGAGAAGUCUGGGUUUUUUUAGCCUGAUUAUGAGAUGGUGGAAAUUUGGGGGAAAUAGUCCAAACUCUGAUUCAUCAGCUGGUCAACCAAGCAAAGAAGAUUCAUCAACUGAUCAACCCAGCAAAGAACUCGAGCAGAUAAACAGUUAUUCUGGAAAGCAUGAAAUUUUUUCUGAAGAUUCCUUUUGGAAAGAGAUGGAAUCCUUUUUGGACUCACGGAGGGGAUCACUUGUUGUAUUGCAAUCAAAGACGAGGGAACAAAUGGCAAGGGAUCUGCAAAUGGACGGACCUGUGGUUCUUAGAUCUCUUACUGAAAGUGAUGUCCUUAAGUUGGUUGGCAUGUUAAUAUCAGAGAAGAAAUGGUUGGAAGAAAAUCCCUCUGAGGCUUCACCUUUUAAGCUCACUUUGUCUACUGGAAAUAAUACUUUAUUUGGUGAUUCUCGUGCUUCAAAUGGAUUAAGAUCUAUUUUUUUGAGCACACCAUCACAAUCUGAUUCAAAGAGGCAACCAAAUCGCAAUGGAGAUGAAAGAAAUGGAAGAAUUCAGAAUAUUUCUCCUGCUGGAGUUUCUCAACCAGUUAGCUAUAGAAAACCUUCAGAAAAGUCUAGAAGUGAGACAUUAAUCAACUGUCAAAAGCUUGUGAAUGAGUUAUUGGAGGAGUUUCCUGAAGGAUAUAAUAUUUGCUCCUUUAGAAAGCUGUUUCUUGAGAGGUAUGGUUAUCAUCUUGAUGUCCAAAAGCUUGGUCACCAAAAAUUGGCAUCCUUGCUACAGGAGUUGCGUGGGGUAAAAAUAGAGUCCAGUUAUAUUAUUCCUUCCAGUAUAGCCCCCAAUUGUUCCAUUCAGGAUAGUGCUGUUCCUAAUGUCCAAGAAUGUGAUUCAGUUCAUACAUCAGCAACUUCAGGUAGUGAAUUAUCUGAUGCAUCAAAAGAUGAUGAAUCAGACUCUACAUGGGAGGAAUUGGGUCCUGUUGACAACACAGGUUCUAGCAGGAAGGACCCAGAAGAAAAAAGCACAUUUACCCAUUAUGAGCCUUCUGUCUCAGAUGAUGAAUUUUCAGAAACAGAAAGAGAGUUCUUAACUGGAACUCGUGAAGGAGGGCUAGCAAAAUCUGGAAUGAACAAUGAAGAUAGUUCAUUACUCCAAAUUCUAGAUUCAUGGUACAGCAGUAAGGAUGGUGUCAAAAAGAAAGACAAACCAGAGAAUGUGCAAGACAUGGUUGAUUGUGCCAAAAAUGCUUUACAGCCAUCCGAUCCAUUGGAACUAGGUACCAAGAUUGACAGUUCUUUAAGAAACUAUGGCCAAAAGCAGAAACCUCAAAAGCGCUAUUCUUUUGUUGCAGACCCUGAUGAUAAUAACCUUGAUGCUAAUAACUCAAACAAGCUGAUUGACGGCAUAAUAGUUAGCUUGAAGAAAUCUGGUGAGUCAGGGAUGCGGAGCUGAUGCAUGUCAAGGAGCGAAAACAAAUGAAAACAUCAAAUAUCGAGUUUUCUUGUGGAGUGUUGGCAAAGGUGAGAUUCAAUUUUUUUGAAAUUUGAGAGAAAUUUAGACUUACAUUGCAGUUGCUGCAGCUUUAGUUUAGGAGUUUGACAUGAUUGAGUGGCUAUUUUGAAGAUGGGCGCUGUUAAGAAAUUUUAUUUGUUGUCAGUCCUUAAAUUAGUUAAGGCUACCGGUACUAGUCAGAGUUGAUGUCUAUCCGGCAUAGAAGGAGAUUAAGAUUACUUACACCAAUUUAUGUAGGCCCUUAUAGUGUAUUCUUUAAGAAAUGCACACUUAUUUCUUUUCAGCAUUGUAUCUUCCGCGCAACUAUUUGGGAAAAAUUACGUUUCUUCCUGUA
Molecule: messenger RNA, 3809 nt
Organism: Hevea brasiliensis (rubber tree)
Lineage: Eukaryota; Viridiplantae; Streptophyta; Magnoliopsida; Malpighiales; Euphorbiaceae
Exons: 3
Coding region: 260-3415 (1051 amino acids)
Biological process (GO): regulation of gene expression
Cellular component (GO): peroxisome
Molecular function (GO): RNA nuclease activity
Source: RefSeq, a predicted model, not a curated record